CGAUUCGUCGCAUCAAGAGAAACUUGUGCGUAAAUAUCUCGUGUGUGAGAUGAAUGUGCUCGGCGUCUUUUCUUCCUCGGACGCAUGCAGAAGAUUCUCCCAGAACCGCAACUUCUGAAUUCUCUCAUCUGGAGAACAGCCUUCACCUGUUGUCCAUACACUGUGAUCACUGAUAGCCUCGUGGGUCUUUUUCUAUAAAAAGAAAGAAAAGCGCACAGUCUAACCCUACCCACGUUGAUGACUGAACAUUUCACUGGCGCACAUGGAGAAGAGCCAGCUAUGGACCGAACCCGGUCUGAUUUUUCUCACUGAGGAGAAGGAUACCGUCCGAAAGGAUUGCGUUCCAUACACGCUCUGCUGAUCUGAACAGCUGAAAAUCUUUUUGAUUUGCACUAUCAUGGAAGUGCCAUCGUGCUCUAAGAAGAGCCUGUCCCUCUCGCUGCCGGUGCCUCGGGAAGGACAGGCGACCCUGAAACCUCCUCAGCACCUCUGGAGACAACCGCGGACUCCGAUCCGGAUCAAACACCGCGGCUACUCCGACACUGACCGCCAUCAUCACCCGCACAUAGAGCGCGCCGACGCCAUGGACACGAGCGACCGGCCCGGUCUGAAGAAGUCCCGCAUGUCUUGGCCAUCCUCCUUCCAGGGUACCACAAGCACAUCCUCCGGGAACUGUGCCGCAAACAAACGCUUUGAUGGUGAAAAUGGACCAUCUCCUGGACGCAGCCCAAUGGAUUUGCAGGCGAGUCCGGGGCUUGUGCUCCAUCCCUCCUUCCCCCAAAGUGGCAGGAGGGAGUCUUUCCUCUACCGCUCCGACUCCGACUAUGAUAUGUCACCUAAGACCAUGUCCCGCAACUCCUCCAUCAACAGUGAGGGCCAUGCUGAGGACCUCAUUGUCACCCCUUUUGCUCAGGUGUUGGCCAGUCUCCGAACUGUCAGAAGCAACUUCACCAUUCUUGCCAAUGUCACAUCGCCUACUGACAAGAGGUCACCAGUUACAAGCCAAUCUACAGUUCCACCAGCAACGCUGUCUGAAGAGACAUACCAACAGCUGGCUCGGGAGACCCUGGAGGAGCUGGACUGGUGUUUGGACCAGCUGGAGACCAUCCAGACACAUCGCUCCGUCAGUGACAUGGCCUCCAACAAGUUUAAGAGGAUGUUAAACAGGGAGCUGUCUCAUCUGUCUGAGAUGAGCCGUUCAGGGAACCAGGUGUCUGAGUAUAUCUCUACUACCUUCCUAGACAAGCAAAACGAAGUGGAGAUCCCAUCCCCGACACUGCGGGAGCGUGAGAAGCCCAUGUGCCAUAUCAGUGGUGUGAAAAAACUGACACACAGCUCCAGCUUGACCAGUAAGGCCCUGCCACGAUUUGGGAUCAAGACCGAGCAUGAGGAUGCACUGGCUAGGGAGCUGGACGACUUGAAUAAGUGGGGCCUUAAUAUUUUCCAAGUGGCGGAGUUUUCCAAUAACAGACCUCUCAGUUGCAUCAUGUUUGCCAUCUUCCAGGAGCGUGAUUUGUUGAAGACAUUUCGUAUCCCUGUGGAUACAUUUAUUACCUAUGUGAUGACGCUAGAAGAUCAUUAUCACGCCAAUGUGGCCUACCACAACAGCUUGCAUGCAGCUGACGUCACACAGUCAACACAUGUGCUGUUAUCUACGCCAGCACUGGACGCUGUCUUCACUGAUCUGGAAAUUCUGGCUGCAUUGUUUGCUGCUGCCAUCCAUGAUGUGGACCAUCCUGGAGUUUCCAAUCAAUUUCUCAUUAAUACCAACUCAGAGCUGGCUCUGAUGUAUAACGAUGAGUCAGUUCUAGAAAACCAUCAUCUCGCUGUGGGUUUCAAGCUCCUGCAUGAAGAUAACUGUGACAUCUUCCAGAACCUGAGCAAGCGGCAACGCCAGAGCCUGCGCAAGCUGGUUAUUGACAUGGUACUGGCAACAGACAUGUCCAAGCAUAUGAGUUUGUUGGCGGAUCUAAAGACCAUGGUAGAGACUAAGAAGGUGACCAGCUCAGGAGUGCUGCUGCUUGAUCAUUACACUGACCGCAUACAGGUUCUGAGAAACAUGGUGCACUGUGCUGACCUUAGCAACCCCACUAAGCCUCUGGCAGUGUAUCGGCAGUGGACGGAGCGCAUCAUGGAGGAGUUUUUCCGGCAGGGAGACAAGGAGCGUGAGCGUGGGAUGGAGAUCAGCCCCAUGUGCGAUAAACACACCGCAUCUGUAGAAAAGAGCCAGGUGGGCUUUAUUGAUUACAUUGUGCAUCCUCUGUGGGAGACAUGGGGUGACCUAGUGCACCCUGAUGCUCAGGAAAUCCUUGACACCCUUGAGGACAACCGGGACUGGUACCAGAGCACUAUUCCCCAGAGCCCCUCACCUCCUCCAGUCACCGACAAUGAGCUUGACUCCUGCACAGACAAGUUUCAGUUCCAGCUUACCUUAGAAGGUGAACCAGCUCAGGAGACUGGGCCCAACCAUAAUCAUAUAGGUGGCACUGAGCAAGAUGUGCCAAAGGGUCUGAAUAAGGGGGAGAAUCCUGACGCAGGACAGGAUGACGGUGAUGGAGAAGAGGUAGUGUCAGUAGAGAGGGGGGUGAAGAGGCGACUGCAGGUUCAGUCAGUGGUGGAGGAAGAAGAUGAGGAAAGACAUUCAGAUGGGAGUCCAGUAGAGGAAGCAGAGGAUGAAGAAGAGUUGUCUUUCUCCCCUGCUGAUGAUACGUGAGGCUCAGUACCUGUCAAGAAUAUCGCAGGAGUGCAAGUGGUCCCAUCAGAACUGUCUUUUUCUCUGUACCUUACCCGCUACUUCAUGGCCAUACCAUGGACAAAACAAUAUUACUGCACCAACUCAAUAAAAUGUUUUAAUUUUAUUUUUUUUAAAAAAGGGAAGAAAAUAAUAAUAUCAGAGAAGUAAUUCACACAGCAACUGUAGAUUUGGAAUGGGUGCUGGGUCCCUUUCUAGCAUAAGGUAAGAGUUUGCAUGGAGGAAUACAGGUUUAUUGGUGUUUCAAAUGGGCCAUUUAGACCAUGUAGCACUCUGGAAUUUUGGUAGAUCCCCAUACCUGUGCAUUUAUACCAACAUAUAGACACAAGCAUGCAUCCCCACACAUCCACAAAACAGUUUCAGUUGAACCUAAUCAUAAAAGAUAUGUGCACACACCUGGGGGAACUUUGAAGGGAUUUGGGAUCUCUUUGGAAAAAGCCAUCUUAAAAGGAAUACCAACUAUUUUCCAUCUCAGUAGUUGUCUUAAUGCUCAGAAACAGCUUUUAAUGCAUUCUUAACAGAGACUGAAAUCCUCAGAAAUCACAUCAUUAGUUAAAUCAGAGUGACUUAUUUUCCAUUUCUGUUGGAAAUAAAUGUUUAAGGACACCUGCUGCACACAGGCAGAAGCUUUGUCUGCUGCUGUGGAGGAUCGGGGAGUGGAAGCAUGAGGAUCAAGUUCAAAUGGCACAAGACUGGACCUGUGAUGCAGGUCUGGCCCCUCUUUUCCCUUUACCAGGAGUGCUACCAGUGUGAGACGGCCACGUGCCUUUCUGAACCACCAGCUUCAGCUCUGGAGCUGCAGUGAAGCAAUGCAUCGUGGGAUACUGGUCUACUUUUGUCUUCAUUUCUUGAUUGUUGCUUGAUUCAAGCUCUCUCUCUCUCUCUCUCUCUCUCUCAUGGUUGUGCAUGAUUUGCGUGUAUAUUGGAUGUUGGAAGCCUUUCUGUUAUUGUGUUGAAAGCCUCAUUUUAUUAUGUAAGGUCUUCCUUGGUUGCGUCCGUUCUUGUUGAACAUUUUGGGGACUGAAUUAAGGAACUUGCCAUGGGAGUUGCUCAUGGUCUACUGUCUCCUAUCAUGUUUAAUGCAAACAAGGAUAGUCACUUUUUGAGAAUAAGCCAUGUUAUUCUUCGGAAUUUAUGAUUUUGCCUUCUUUUGAAUUACAUUUCAGGAUGGUCCUGUGACAACAGUGGAAAUCACAGAAUCCUUUCAAUAGCAGCACAGAUUCACUUUCACCUGCUCAUAUAAUGCAGCCAUGCUCCAUCACAGCCAAUAAUAUUUUCCAUUUUGGCUUACCAAAGGAAUGGGUGGUAACUGUUACCUUGGCUGAGGGAUGUGUUUGGUGGAGAGUUGCACCUUGAACCAGUGGAACAGAGCACAGGGAGUCACAUGCAGACAUUAUUAAGUUUGAUGUUUUUAUGCCUUAACACUGCAGGGUUUUUGUAUGUGGCACUAUACUGACUGUCCUGAGGCUCAUGAGAGAUCCCAGAAUAUUUGUGUUUUGUCUGUGUACCUUCACUAAAUGUCAGCUGUUUUGUCUGCACUAAUACUAAUAGCUAUUUUCAUUGAAUAGCGCAUGAAUCUUCUCACAAAUGUCAAAGUGAAAGGAUCAUAUUUGUGUUUACCAGGGUCUUUGAAUCUAGGUUGCAGUUAGCCUACAUCAAAAUAAUGGGUUGUCUGUGACUCUGAAUGUAACAGUUGACUGGGAAAUUGUGGGUGUUGUGUGAGAAAAUGUCUCCUCUAUGGAUGUGGUGACAAGCUAGUUUCUGCUGGUCAGUACCUUAGCUUCAAGUGUGUGCCUGUUUCAACAGAGCGUUGAGGUUACACCAGUACAAGUCUGGUAACAAAAUGCUUGGUUGAGUAAAUAAAAUAAUACAUGUGAUCAGAAGUUAUGGCUUUGGUACCUUGGUGGAUGGUUUGUAAUAAGUUUGCUUGGAUGUUUAACUGGCAUCUAAUCGGUGGAUUAUCGACUUGUAACCCCAAGGGAAGUUGAUCUAUUGUAUGAACUCAUACCAUCCCCACAUUCAUUUGCGUAUGUUACCCAAGACAAUGCUUCUGUUGUGGCUUUUCGUCAACGAGGCAAGCUCUUAAGCAAACAAAUACUUUUUUGCCAUUUUAACACAAUACUGUAGCAAUCGUUUCUUAUAAAUAAAUUAAUUACUUGCUGCCAUUCUUUUUGAAUAUCAAAAGGAAACGUUUUCUUUGGACAGUCUGUGUACAGUUUUUAUUUUUGU
Molecule: messenger RNA, 4981 nt
Organism: Neoarius graeffei (lesser salmon catfish)
Lineage: Eukaryota; Metazoa; Chordata; Actinopteri; Siluriformes; Ariidae
Gene: pde4a
Product: phosphodiesterase 4A, cAMP-specific
Exons: 15
Coding region: 398-2713 (771 amino acids)
Biological process (GO): signal transduction
Cellular component (GO): nucleus; cytosol; perinuclear region of cytoplasm
Molecular function (GO): 3',5'-cyclic-AMP phosphodiesterase activity
Source: RefSeq, a predicted model, not a curated record